CACCUGCCCUAUGUGUUUUGUGCGUGUCGCUCAACAGGCAUUGGUACCUUGGAGAUUUGUGCCAAACAAGAGGAAGUGGCCAGAUAUUUUAUAAAAAGUUUGUUUUCCUUUAAAAAAAAAAAAGAAAUUGACUUCGUUAGUUAAAGGGAAUUUUGAUUCGAUACUUACUGGCAUGUUGGAACGUCUGAGAGGCAAGUAAAGAGAUAACCAGAACGAUGGCCAGACCUGCCGCUGAUUUUAAAAUUUUGAAAGACAAUCGAUCCUCUUACAACCUCAUUGCCCACGAGCAUCAUGUGCCGCAGUCGCCCUUGUUUGGGCCCCCUCCAAACCAGUCCGGCGGGGCCACCCAUAGAGACAACUACGGAGGGAAUACACAGAGGGAGGCCAUGCCAGGGACGGGGCGAGACUACCAAGAGAACAGGAGAGGACUAACUGAAGAGUAUGACCGAGCUCCGGUGUCUCAUAGAGCAGAAGUGAAUUAUCUCCCUUCAACAGCCCGACAGGUGGACAUCAUCAAGCACGAGCAGCACAUUCCCGCCUCCCCGUUGUACAGACCUGGAGGUCAAGGGAUUGACCCACGAUAUGGGAGUGCCCAAGGAGGCAGAAGAGACUAUGUGGCAGGAAGGGACUAUGAGGACGCCAGGACAAGGUACAACGAGAUGAAAGGCUUUGGACAAGAGCGCAGAACGAUUGGUCAAAUGAAUCACGUGCCGGUGUCCCCCCUGUACCAGCCUGGACAGUUGUACGUCAGCAAGGACAAUCUCACGGACUCAGAGAAGUGGCAGACUAAAGAGGUACCCAGGCCUAAAGAGCCCCCCACCCCUGACUACAACACCACUCAGAUGAAUAUUCCAGAACGUCCAGUGGAAGACACAAAGUUGAAUUUGGAGAGAAUGAGAGGAAGUCAGGAGGACCUCAGAGAUUAUCGCCAGAACAACGCUUCCUGGGCUGGUUAUCAGGACAGGCCUGUCAACAAAGGUCCGCCCUAUACUGACCGUCCAGCUAUAGGAACAGACCGCUCUAAUAAGGUCAACCCAUGGACACAGAUGGCCAGAGAUCGACAAAAUGACCUCAUGGACCCAAGAGUGGGUGGACAUCACGACGGUAUAGGUCUUAUAGGAAACAGGAAUGGUGGAGCUCUGUUGUUCAUUCGCUUCCCAGUUGGUCAAGGGGAGAACGUCCAGGUAGCAGCUCACGCUUUCCUCAAGUCUAAGACACACGACAAUGGCGGACGUUUUCUCGGACUGGCUAAAAAGGUGUAUGACUUUGGUUAUGAGAAGCGACCCACUGAAGCCAUCGGCGUCUACCACUUCCCCAGCAUGGACAAAGCAUUCCUGUUCUUCCAGAUGGACCCCAUCAUCCGACAGCCUGAUUUCCCUCCCCCGUACGGCCACGCAGAGAUGUGGAUUGUCAGUAAUGCCUACCUCCCUGACAACAUGAACCUGUUCAACACCUUCUUACUGUCAGAAGUUGAGCUUCACAGUGGCAAAGACAAGAGAGAAUUUUUUGAGACAUUUCAGAAACCGUUUGAGAGUUACCUGUACAAAAAUGGCGCCAUGCCGUUUGUCAUCUGCUCCUACGGCAGCUACGACAGGAAGAGUCUGAGACGUCACUCGUACCCGCCAAACUCUGUAGUCACGUGUCAUCUGUUCCAAGGAUUGGAUCACCUCAACUGGAUAACCAACGAUGAGACCUACUCGAAGUUUAGAAGUCUGCAUAAUCAAUUGGCAACUGAGAAAUGCACAAUCUUCAAUCUUGUCAAGGAGCCUUUCCAGUAACAACUAAAUGUUUUAAUGUUUAUAAAAAGCAAAUCACAAAUACAUGUAAACAUAUUAACCAUUUUUUUAAGUUUUAGAUAUUUAAAAACCUAGCACUGGGCUAUUUUUAAUGCACAAAAAUUUCAUCAAAAAACAAACUUGACAAUUUAGUCUAAUGUAUUUUUAUGUAUAGGCCAUUAUUUGUUUAUCUAUGUAUAACAUUUGAUUAAUUCAUUAAAAAAUGUAUUCGGUGAAUGUGUAAAUAGUACAAAUAUGAAGGCGAUGUCCAACUGUAGGCUCUUUAAAGGUCUUCCGAUGAAAAAGUAUUAUACUCCAUAAACAGCUUUGUUGAUCGCAAGUUAUAAAUUACUUAGAUGUCAAAUGUAUACGUAUUGAGUUUAAUGACAUCUUUUUAAAUGUAUAAACUGAACUGUCUCAACCUCUUUAGAAGGUAUGUAAUACACACAACUGAAAUAUUUGUAUCUACUAAGUAUAUUUUAAAAGUCUCCUCAAUGGAACUGUAUUCUCGUUCUUGUUGCUAGAGACUCACAUCUUUCAACACUAAGAAACAAGUGCAUCAACAUUUGCUUUGCAGUCUAGAGGGAAAUACAACUUCUGUGGGAAAUAUAACUUCUGUGGGAAAUACAACAAAUGGCAUUUUUCCCUGACUAGAUCUUAUGGAUUUUAUUCACUUCUUAUGUGACCAUAUCCUAUUAUUAUUAUUGAUUUAGACAAAUGUUUCCGAGGGUAUCCGAGACAUUGUUCAACCCUCACAUUCCAUUUUGAAAUACAAUUAUGGGAGAAGUUUGUAUAUUAUAGGCGAGUAUUUUGUAAUUGUCUACAAAUUGAACAAUUUAAUAUUUAAAAACAAAUAAUCCAAAGCAUGGUUUAUUGUAGGGAGAAAAUAUUCUAUGUGAUAAUUACUUAUUUAUACAAAAGAAAAAACUUUACGCUUUUGCAUUGAAAUGUGAUCAAAUAAAUUAUAUUUCAUAA
Molecule: messenger RNA, 2750 nt
Organism: Biomphalaria glabrata
Lineage: Eukaryota; Metazoa; Mollusca; Gastropoda; Planorbidae
Exons: 12
Coding region: 216-1778 (520 amino acids)
Source: RefSeq, a predicted model, not a curated record